UCACGGAAUGGGCGUGUUUUCUUCUAAUAUGAGUGAAGGUUCCCUUUACAUGUUUAGUCGUACACGCGAAUCUAUGAAACGCCCUUUCCUUUUAUUUGUUAACUGUUUUAUUUCAUUCUCCGGCGAGACCACUUAACUUAUUAUCGGGAAUAUCUUUGUUCGUGUAGUGCUUUUCUGUUAUUUCAUCUGAGUGCCUUCAGCCCGUUAAAUUUCCUGUCAGCUGUAGCUAUAUUCACGACAAGUGUUUACUGUUUAAACAAGAAAAUCUAUUUAAGUGACGAUGACAAGUGUGAAGGCUUGGCCACUGCUUCUACUGCAGUUUUCACUGGUGUCUAUGGAGAAAGGUUGUCCGUUUCCUGAUUUGAAUGGCAAAAUUAUUUUGUCUGAGGAAUCCAGAAUGAGGAAUAAUUUCCCAGAUGAUUCAAAGGCGUUUGUGGAGUGUGCUAGAGGACACGAGAGAGAGGAAGGUUCAAAUGUGAUCAUCUGCAGGAGUGGGAAGUGGAGUGAUCCGGAAUUAAAAUGCAAAAAGAUAGACUGUGGAUCACCUGAAGAUUCACCACAUAUGACCUACUCCAUCACAGAAGGAACGUUGUUUGGUGCCCGCAUAAAACCCGUAUGUGAGAGGGGAUAUGACCUGGAAGGAUCAAGUUUCAGGCAGUGUCUUGUAUCUGGCUGGGGCGGAAAGUCUAAAUGUACUUUGAUAACGUGUGAUGAGCCAAUUCCAAUUGAGCAUGGAAAGUUCUCAAAGCCCAGGAACAUUAUUCAAUUUGAUGAUGUCGUUGAAUAUUCCUGCGAUGAUAACUACACCCUCGUUGGAAACAGAUUUAUUACAUGUGGGCAAUAUUGGGAAUAUAGUUCACCACCUCCAGAAUGCAAAGCAAGCAAUGCCACAAACAAAGCCACAACAACAGCUACAGACACAACAACAGCAACAGCUACAGACACAACAACAGCAUCAGCAACAGCUACAGACACAACAACAGCAUCAGCAACAGCAACAGCUACAGACACAACAACAGCAACAGCUACAGACACAACAACAGCAACAGAUACAGACACAACAACAGCAACAGCAGACACAACAACAGCAACAGAAACAACAACAGCCUCAGCCACCACACUUUCAAAUGAAAGAAUUCUAUAUGAGCCUCUUACUCCUUCACCGAGUGAGUCGUCCUUUAAAUCCAAUGAUACAACUACUUUUGUGAAACAGAAGUCAAAAGAUGUUGUCGCUCCGAUUAUUGGCGAUGUUGUCGCUCCGAUUAUUGGCGAUGUUGUCGCUCCGAUUAUUGUCGCCUCCACAGGCGCCACAUUUAUAGCUUUCAUAAUAUGUUUCGCAUUAUGGUACAUUAAACAGAGAGGUUCAUACAAUACUGGCGAAGAACUGAAGACAAAAGAGGAGUUAAUGGUAUAUCGAAGUCUGUAAACCCAAGGUAUUUACCCAAAAUCUUCAUAAGCUUAUAUGAAGUUUUGCUGUUGUUGUUGUACAGCCAUAAUCGAAUGUCUUCAUCUCAGACUAAUACACUCAUUAGUUGAGAGUUAGUUCUGGCUUUAGUUGCAAAAUAGUCUGCAUUAAUUAUUCUUAAUGUGUUCUUGUUUUUCAUUUUCCUUAAUGUGUUUUCUCUGGACUCUCAACCACAGGGCAAACAAUCGGACGGCUCCUUUGUUCUAGUGUUGUUCCUGCAAGUGGACUGCUUGAAGCUUUCAACUUCAAUGUAUUUUAUAAACUAGAUAUUUUAUUUAUUUAUUAUUGCUAUAACAUGUUUUGCUGCCAAUUAUUGACAAAAACACAAGAUGGUAUUUUUGUAUAUUUAAAUAAAGAUUUUUAAAA
This is a messenger RNA of Megalobrama amblycephala (Wuchang bream), 1831 nucleotides long. Its product is annotated as complement decay-accelerating factor. The transcript is spliced from 12 exons. The coding region runs from base 281 to 1426 and encodes 381 amino acids. Lineage: Eukaryota; Metazoa; Chordata; Actinopteri; Cypriniformes; Xenocyprididae. The record is from RefSeq and is a predicted model, not a curated record.